Molecule: messenger RNA, 1270 nt
Organism: Chelmon rostratus (copperband butterflyfish)
Lineage: Eukaryota; Metazoa; Chordata; Actinopteri; Chaetodontiformes; Chaetodontidae
Product: cell adhesion molecule 2-like
Exons: 6
Coding region: 248-595 (115 amino acids)
Source: RefSeq, a predicted model, not a curated record
GCGUGAGCCGCAUGACUCACGAGUGCUGUGAGAAAAAGUAUCGCCACUUACUGAGUUUCACAGACGCGCUUUCAGACGCUCCGGCAGCUUCUCACACAGCUUCAGGUUUAAACUUAAAGUUAGCUGCGUGCGCUCGUUUUCUCCACCGCUGGCGUGAGCCCGGGGAAAAUCUGAUUAGCACGGCCGGGUUUGUGACACGCUCCGCCGCGUCCAGGUAUAUCAGCCAGUGGGUUAACCAGCACUAACCAUGAAUAAUUCAGACAUGGUGCCUCUGACAACAGUCUCCUCAUACACAAACACAACUGUGACACAGGCAUCAGAUAUGAGACUUUUGACAUCACUUCCCACACAAGCAGACACCACCAUGAUUCAGGUGGUAACAACGGCUGCCCCCUCAAGUCCAGACUCCGCGGUUAUCGCAGUGGUUAUUGUGCUCAUCCUGCUGACGGUAGCCACUUUGGGCUUCCUGCUUUACCGGUAUCUCUGCCACAACAAAGGAGACUACAGGACGACAGGGGAGCUGGCUCCAGGAGAGGACCCCGAUGAGGAGUACAGUAACCAGGCUACGAGUGAAAAGAAGGAAUACUUCAUAUGAACCUGGUGACUUACAGGGAGUGAGUGGGGCUGCAGAAAGAAAAACGGGUCUGUGAAGACUGAGAAGAACUUGGACUGUUAUUUCUGUGUCUGUGUUUUGAGGGAAGGCCGCUACUUGCUGCACACGGGGCAGAGAAAAGCUAUUUUGUUAUGAAAAAUGCAGAGGAGCAUAAGUAAUACCAAAGAUAAGAUUGUUAUUGUAAGACUGAGUAUUGAUGGAUGAGGAGCAGGUGACAAGGCGACAGGUGUGUUCAGAUCAGAGCUAGGCGUGAAACAGGUGGUUUUUAAAACGCCACAGCUGCAUGAUCAGUAAAAACUCAGCAACAAUCGAAAUGAAAGAUUAGCUGCUCUGCUACACUAUUUAUCAGCCAUGUUUCCGUUUUUCUCUUUUAGUAUUUGUAAUAUGUUAUUUCAUUCAGACAUACUGUAUUUUUCCCCAGACAAAUUGUACAAGACAUGUUAUGGGGCUGUUACUUUUAUGCUGAUUUGCUUUUUAAAUGAUGGCUUUUCUAUGCAGUUCUUUUAUAAGAUAGUCAAAAACAGUGGCAUCCACAGGACAGCUUAAUAUUAUUUGUUGGAUUUUGUUGUACCUGUUUUUGUUUUCUUUGCCAGACGUGGUUACUGAUGACUUCCCUAUUUGAGAUAAAUACGGAAGAAAAUAAAACUUGCUUUUGGA